GCGAUAGGCGCCAUCGAAGACUAUACGCAUACGCUUACGACACUGAACAUUUCUUGGAAGAUUAUGGACCGUUUCUGGAUUUCUCUGUCGAUUGCACUAUUGCUUUCUGCCGUUGGCAAAGCAUCUCACUGCGCCUCCAACGGGGUGCCGAUUGUCAGGAAUAUCAGUGAGAUGGUUCAGGAUAGCUAUGGCAGGCCCGGUUUAUCCCACAUCAGUAUUGCCAGUUCAGUCAUGCACGGAUUUAAAGAGGUAGAGUUGUGGCUGCAAACAUUUGCCCCUGGUUCUGGUACUCCGAUCCACAGGCAUUCCUGUGAGGAAAUCUUUGUGGUUCUCAAAGGCAGCGGUACUCUUUAUCUUGCCUCAAAUUCACAUAAAAAUUAUCCCAGCAGUCCAGUGGAGUAUCCAAUUUUCACAAAUGGUACAUUCUACGUCCCUAUCAACGAUGCGCAUCAGGUUUGGAACACAAAUGAGCACGAAGAUUUGCAGCUUCUAGUUAUUAUAUCUCGACCACCAGUGAAAGUGUUCAUCUAUGAUGAUUGGACUGUGCCGCAUACUGCUGCAAAAUUGAAGUUUCCCUAUUAUUGGGAUGAAAGGUGUUACCAGACAUCAUCUUCUGACAAAGACGAGCUUUGAACUCGCACUGUAGUUAUCAAAUUUAGCCAUCACAGUCUCAACUUGAUAUUGCUCUGUCAUGAAAGGUUUGCCGCUUGACUGACUAAAAUUCUGCUAUUGUGCUUUGCCUUGCUAUUAAUUGCUGAUUCCAAUGUUCUUUGCAAGAAUAGCCAUGUUGGUGGAUUAUGUGAAAAUCAAGAAAACUCGAUGCUUUAGAUGAUGUUGAGAUUCUAAUUUGCAGAAGUCUACUAGUCAUUAGAAGCUUUAAUGGCGUGGAAAUGAAGGUAGAGUAAAAUGUAAUCUUAAUUCCAAUUUGCCAUAAUGCAACUUGAAUCUUGGUGUAUAUCUCACCAUUACAUAAAUAUAUAGGCCCUCUAUGCACGUUGGCUUAUGGUUUAUUUGGUGACUAUGUAGAUAACUAUGUACAAAUUCAAGCAAGCAAUGCAAUAUGUGUUUUAACAUUAAUGAAGCUGUAAAUUGUGUAUUUGAUGACAA
Molecule: messenger RNA, 1107 nt
Organism: Andrographis paniculata
Lineage: Eukaryota; Viridiplantae; Streptophyta; Magnoliopsida; Lamiales; Acanthaceae
Product: auxin-binding protein T85-like
Exons: 5
Coding region: 64-633 (189 amino acids)
Molecular function (GO): auxin binding
Source: RefSeq, a predicted model, not a curated record